AUGAGAAAAAUAUGUCAGCCUGCAGCAAAAUCCGCCACAUUGUGAGGCUACGUCAAAUGCUACAACGCUGGAGGAAGAAGGCUGCCACAACGGCCCGUCGCCGCAUCCCCACCAACGUGCCAUCGGGUCACAUGGCGGUCCUGGUGGGCCUCAAUUACAAGAGAUUUGUAGUCCGUGCCACUUACUUGAAUCAUCCAAUGUUCAAGAAAUUGUUGUCACAAGCAGAAGAAGAGUACGGUUUUACUACCAAUGGCCCUUUGGCUAUUCCUUGUGACGAGUAUUUGUUUGAAGAGUUGCUUCGUUACUUGGCUCGAUUUGAUUCCGCUAAUUACAACAAUAAGUCAUUGUUCGUGCACUUUGAAGAUUUUCAGAGAUAUUGUCAUAUGGAUGUUCGAAGUAAUCUUGAUUUUUGGAGUGAUUCCAGACCCCUUUUGCAUAGUGUAUCGAAUAAGUCCAUCUGGUAAUCCACGAGAGAAGAUAAAGAUUUUAAGUCUAUGAAUACAAACAUCUGUUAUGAUAAUAGGUCCAAUUUUAGUAUAGAUAGACAUUUUUUUCUCAAAAUUUUCUCAAUUAUAUAUACUAAGUUCGAGUCGAACACAAGUGGACCUGUCUAGACCUAUACAACUUAAUUUCUGUUAUGAGAAUGUGAGUGAAGAUGGCAAGAAAGUAGACGAGUUGAUUCGCGACAAAUUAUAGUCGUCUCAGAUUUCUAAAUUGGUGGUGUGAAUUCAAGAACAGAGAGACAAGUACAUACCUAUAGAAACAGUGGAAGAAGACAAUUAGACAAGCAAUGAUUAAUGUUGUAGAUUUCUUUUGUACUCUUUUUUUUUUCUUCCUAAACAUCAAUUUUGAUGAUAUUAUAGUGAAAUUUUUUAGAGGAUUUAAUUAGAAGCAUGUUUGUCCGUUAUCUGUUAUACACCAU
Messenger RNA from Lycium barbarum (goji berry), 922 nucleotides. RefSeq names its product protein SMALL AUXIN UP-REGULATED RNA 12-like. Gene Ontology annotation, biological process: response to auxin. The record is from RefSeq and is a predicted model, not a curated record. Bases 12 to 464 code for a protein of 150 amino acids. Lineage: Eukaryota; Viridiplantae; Streptophyta; Magnoliopsida; Solanales; Solanaceae. The transcript has a single exon.